CUGACUUGCCCAUGGGCCAGAUUUCGCCCAAGGGGCUCGUGAGCAAUGGGGCGCUUGUCUGAAUGGAACGAUUGAAUUUUCAGCUUUGUUUGGAGUCUGUUUGGGCGUUGCGUGAUUGGCAGCUUCUUAUGUUGUUGUAUCAGAUCAUCUAACAGCUGAGUCACCCAGUUCCCUAAAACUACCUUUCUAUGCAUAUGUCUUAUGACUAGAUUCCGCAGAGCGUGAGGCAGUUGUAAAUGUCAGAACAUGCACGACUUGUUUUGAUCUAUUUUAACUCUGGAGCAAACACUACUUACACUGACGGUGGUGGUGGUGUGCUUGUGUGAUAUCGACAACAUGCAAAGGGCUUGGUGGAAGCGCUCUGCCCUGUGAAGCUUACAGUCUAAUUGGGCAAGAGAUGAAGGAGGCGGGAUGGGAAGUGACAGAAGGCAGCUUGAGGGGCAGUGCCCCUAGCCUCUGUUUGCCAGAAGCUGGGAAUAGGUGACACGGGAUAAGAAUCACUUGAUGAUUCCCUGUUCUGUUCAUUCCCUCUGAAGGCACUGUCAGAAGACAGGAUACUGGGCUAGAUGGACCUUUGGUUUGACCUAGUCUGGCUCUUCUUAUGUUCAGUGCUAGCAAAUGCCAUGUUCCAUGGGUUUUGUUUUGAUCUAGGGCACGGGGAGCAGCAAGAUUUAUAGGGCACCUGGAAGGAAGCAUUUCAUAGACCAUCCCUUGAUUUUCCCUUCUCGUUACAACCGGAAGUAGUUUCCAGGAUAUCUUGGAGAUCUCCAGUUUAAAUACUGGCAAUGCUGAAUGAAACAGCAAAACUUAAGCCUCCUUCACCAUCUUGGACUUUACCUCAAUCUCCCCUCAUCACCACCUCGAUGUAAAUAGCUAAGCUAGGGAGUGGGGGGUAUUCCAUGAGCUGCCUCCCAGGUGCGCCAGUGGUGGGCUCUUCAGCAGUGUGUGUGAGGGCAGAACGAGCACUGCAUAGUAAAAUGGCAGCUGGAGUGAAAGGAACAUCUACUAAUGACGACACCAGCAGAAACUAUGGAGUCUUGUAGUGCCCUGUGCUUGUAUUGUUAGCUGUGAAUCUGCUCAGAGGCUCCUGGGGAAACCCCACGAAGGACAGGCCCCUUCUUGGUAAAACAAGUUGAGAGAGAGCCUUGGGGCUUGUCUACACAACCAAGUUCUGUUGACAAAACUUAUGUCGACACCCAAAAGUCGACCAAACAAAAGUCACCGAAGGGUGUUCACACUUGCUCCCUCUGACAGAUUGUGUCCACAUUGGGGACACCAGUAUCGACAGGGUGAGCAAUGCACCGUGGAUAUGUAUCCCACAGUGCAGUGUUGUGGGAAGGAAGAGCUGAUCACUGCACAUCUUGGGAUUCUCUCACAGCCCCCUCAGCUGCCAGAGCAGCAUCGUGAGUAGCUCUGUGAGCUCUCUGCGCUGAGGAAUGGCAAAGCAGCACAGCAGACUGUCCCCGGCAGCAGCAGUCUGUGUCCCUAGUGCCGGGCGGAACAGGAGCAUUCCAGUGUUUGCUCUUUGUUGGCUCCCCAAAGGGAGCAGCACAGGGAUACUUCCCGGAGCUUUGAAAGGGGAGAGGCGCAUGCUUGCAGGAGAUCAAAACACUGAGCUGAGCAGCCAGGACAGGCAUUGUGGGAUACUGGGGGAAGCCAGUUCUGUGGACAGAACAGUCAGCAGUGUCUGCGCUGGCUCUUUGUCGACAAUAAAGUGAGGGGAAAAGACAAAAGUCUCGUAGGUGUGGAUGUUUUUCGCGACAAAAGACCCAUUGUAGUGUAUACGCUCUUGCUGUUUUGUCGCCAAAAGGCAGUUUUGGGGCCAAAACUUGCCCAUGUAGACAAGCCCUCACUUGUGGAUCAAGGGCAUUACACUCAUUGGGAAAGGGAGGAGAUAGGGUACAAACCCCUGGUUACAGGGUCAUGCAGUUUAGCAGACAGACAUCAAGGUGGUUCUGUUCAUGUAAAAUACACUCCUGUUGAUAGACAACUGUAGCUUGGUGGUUUGAGUUCACCAGCAGUGGAAAAACUUGCAGCUGAUGAGCUUUGCCCUGCAGUUCCAGGGAGUGCACUGUCUGGGGCUGCAUUUUCAGACUGAGCAUCGCUUGAGGGUGGAUGGGAGGCUAACUGUUUGGGGGACUGCAAAUGACAGGGCCUGGCCUGCUGUCUUCUCUCUCCUGUGGUGUGAGUUUUCUGUAUAGUGGUGGUGUGUGAAAGACUGUUAAAUCAAACAGGGAACACAGGCACCUUUGACUAUUUCCAAAUGGUUAAUUCUGAGCCAUGUUCCCCUGGGGAAGUAAACAGUUUAAAGACACCUCAGCAGGCUGAUGGGGCCCAAAGCUCUUCUUGAACUUCCUUCAGAGCCUGAAAAAUGUCCAGCUUCUCCAAAUCAUAGACUGCAAUUUAAAAUUGCCCCUUCUCUGUUGGACCAAUGACAAACCUGGCAGGUUCCGGGUUGGUCUGCGGGCCUCAGCCUCCGGCCAUUGCUCACUUUUGCUGUUGAUGAGCCAGACAGGAUCAGCAAUUCUAAGACUCAGUUCAGAACGGGGCUUUCUCAACAGAGCAGAGCGGAGGGACUCUGCAGUGCAUGCUCCUACAUCAAACCAAGCUGGCCGGUCCAGUUUUAGGCCUCUCUCUGUCCCAGUGGCAUUCCUUCUAUUGCUUGAGCUUCAGUGUCGGCACUGUGCCAACGGAUCAGGAGACAAUGCCAGCCCCAACGAGCUUGCUGUUCUGGUACCUAGCCUUGCAAUGGUGACUCCUGCAGGAGUCCUUUUGUUCUGGUUCUCUUUGGGUCACUGGGGCGGCUUUGGCCUGCCUGCAGUACUGUCUCAGUAAUGACUGAGCAUGAUGUGGAGGGCAGCCAUGUCUACCACUGUGCCUAUCCCUCCUGUAGACACAGUGGUGUAUGCACCAGCUACAAGUAGAAAUCUUGCAGGGGACAAUGUUGGACAGCUUUGCUGUGAAGAGGAGGAGACUGUCAUCCCAGCAUUGGGGUCAGAAUGGAAGGAAGAGAUGGGUGGGGGCUGGGUCCCUGUGAGGGAGUAGGCGGGAAUGAGGCUGUGGGCGAGCAGAGCUUUGAAGAUCCUAUGCUUACGCUUUGUGGGGAAUGGCAGAGUCCGCACGGGUGGCUGGCGACAUGAUGCAGGUUGCUAGCAGCAUCUGGAGGGAGAAGCAGGGAGACCUGAGAGCAGAUUGCAGGAGUUAAGGAGAGGUGACCAACGUGCACAUGAGGGCUUUAGAUCUUGUCUUCACUAGGAAAAUGUUGUGGAAGCUAGAACUUGAGCCCAAGGGACAGUAGUCAGUAGUGAUGACAAAGGCAGCAUUGGGAGGGAUGUGGAGAAGCUGUGGGUUUAUUUGACCAAAGUGCCUUUGAGUCGGUGACCAAACUACUUAACUUGCCACCUCACCCUGCCUGUCUAAUGGGCUGGACUCUUGGUGAGCUGCCUGUGCUAACAGACCCUAAGAGGAUCCCAGGGUCCUUCCCUCUGUGCAAUAUGCUGCACUGGAAGCUGCUGAGGAGAGGAUUGUGGGUGGAAGGCAGGUUCACUGGUGGCUUCCUGCUUUUGUUCAGGAGCAGAGUAGUGACCAUGUGAAUUCUGCCUCCCAGCAGGAGCUGCUUGUACAUAUGUAUCUAUCACCCUCUCCUCAUGCCACUGAUCCAGAGCGACUAGCAGGAAGUGCAGCUUUUGGGGACACCUGCUGCCUUUAAUGUGAGAGAGAGUCCAUCUUUGCACCAAGCAGGGGGGUCGUUGAGGACUGUCACGCCAGUGGCAGGAAACUAACCAAGUGGCAUGAGGUGAGUGUGGGAACUGGCACGUACCACAGUGCUCUGCAUUCUCAUGUGCUUGUGUUACCAUCAUGCUUGCAGGCCCCAACUGAGGCAAGGCCUUAGUGUGCUGUGUAAACACAUAGUGAGACAGUCCCUGCCCUGAAGAGCUUAGCUAAGUAGACAAGACAGGCAAAGGGUAGGAGAAUGCAAAAUGGGGCUGAUGGUAUUUCCUAAUAGGGAACUGCGACAAGGAGAUGAAGCAACUUGCUUGGAGUUGCGCAGGGAGAACAUGACGGAGCUACGUUUUGUUUUGACAUUUUCAAAAAUAAAAAUUCUGGUUGUCUGGUUCAAAAUGACAUUUUGGGGGGCAGAUUUCCAUCUUUCAAAUAUUCAUGGGACCAAUAAAAACAUUUCCCACCUAGGCCUAAACUGAAACAUCCAACCCCACUCCAAGAGUUAGUCGUGGGCGGCAAGGCGGUGUUGGGUAAACUCCACUCUGUGUUAUUGGGGAGCAGACAAUGAACUGAUUGCAUGUUGCCCUUAAAGAAUUAUGGAUUAAUUGCAGAUUCUGUUUGUCUAUUUCAGAGCUGUUGAGCAUGUCUUGGAUGAGCAAGGGAGGGAGGGGGUUCUUAAUAUAGCUGUCUGGAAACUUUCCAGGCUCAAACUAUCAGGGCUUUGGAGCGGAGGCCAGAGCUGGAGAGCGGAGCAGUGGAGCUGCAGGUUUCUGCCUGGAGCUGGAGGGAGCCGGAGCACAGCUCCAAAGCCCUGCAAACUAUAGCUUCCAGUUUAUUUUCAGCAGGGAUCCCAGCUCAUCUGUACAGAUGUCUAUAGUUUUCCUUCUGCUCAAGAUAAAAAGGUAUGGCCAACUAGCUGCUCCGCUCCGGACAAAUCCGUUCACAGUGGAAAGGCUGGUGUGCUACCAAGAGGGAUUUGCCAUUUGCCGUUUUUCUCACCCAUAGCCCAGAGGCCUGUUUCCAGUAGAAAAGAUGAUUUCCUAGAAUUUCCUCUCCAACACUUGAUUUGAGGUCCCUGCCUCUGCAGGCAUAGGGAUUUUGCGGGGGGAGGGAUAGCUCAGUGGUUUGAGCAUUGGCCUGCUAAACCCAGAGGUUGAGAGUUCAGUCCUUCAGGGGCCAUUUAGGGAUCUGGGACAAAAAUCUGUCUGGGGAUUGGUCCUGCUUUGAGCAAGGGGUUGGACUAGAUACCUCCUGAGGUCCCUUCCAACCCUGAUAUUCUAUGAUUUGUGAUCCCCAGCCUAAUCUCAAUGUGUCCUGGCCUAUUCCUUCCCAUGAAGUCCUAAAUGGCUUGUUUUUGAAAAUCAUUGCAUGACCAUCUGCAGUGAAAGCACAUUACCUGGUGUUGCUGCCUCGCUGUGGGUCUCCGGAUCACUGCUCUAAUGCUUCCUGCCCUUUGUCUGGGGUUCAGAGCGGAGCACUCUUUCCCAGCUCGUAUUUUGUGCAUGGGUACACAUGGAGAUCAAUUAGAUCCUAUUCAUGUGAUGCUGUGUAGUGCAGCAUGGAAUCUGCAAAGGGCAACAGGCUCCUAUCUGCUUUCUGGCACGUACCCCCCAACACUCCUUCUCACUGCACGUCUACAGACAGGCCUGACGUUAGAGACGGUGCACCCGUCAUUCACUCUAACUGAAGAAGUGUCGUUGGGGUAUUCCCAACAUCCCUUUGGCCUGUCCCAGGCCAGCUGCGGUAGGUUCUAAUAGUGCUGCUCAGCCCCAGAGAGUGGUCACUUCUCUACAGCAUUUGAAGUCUGAACGGUUCUGAAUUGGUGUGUGGAGAUUUAACCCUCCAGCUAACAUGGAAAGGCAGUCACGUUGGUAGGUCCUCACUUGGACUUGCAAGUGUAACCCUGGGACACAGGUGAAUUCCUGGAUAGAUGGUAUCAUGAGCAGAAGCAGACCUAACUCUGGCCUUCGUUAGCAUCCAGGUACUCUGUGUUGGUUUAAAGGAGUAGUGUGGCAAGAAUGUCACUUGCAUGCCUUCUGCUGUCUGGUUCGCUGAACACCUCUGUCUGUGUUCCUCUGUGGCCCCCAUCACCGCAGUAUGUCAGCUCAGCUGUGCAGAAACUGCCUGGAACAAACCAACCUCACUCACUGUUUUCCUUAAUGAAGGACCAGACGGUAGAAGGGUGUCCCCUUCCCCAAAGGCCAAGUCCAUUGACUGUCUCACUCCUAAUUCCUGCAGGCUUGGGAACCAAGGAUCCAGAGGGGCUGACUUUGCCCCAGAUAGCAUCGCUAGCUCCCAGCACCAGCCUGUGCACGUGAUCUGAAACCUUGUUAAUUCUAGCGUAAGAUACCCUUCUGUGAGAGGCCACGGGGGGGAGGGGUGGGGAGGGGAGUGGUAAUGCAAAGCCAGAUCUUUUUGCACAGCCUGAACUUCUUAACCACAUCGGGUCAGCCCCUGCAGAUGCUACGUUGGCUGCAGCCUGACACGUGCUCACUGGCUCCUGGAGAGGAAACCUGCCUUCCUGUGUGGGAAACAACCUGAGCGUGUUUGAUCUGUUGCGGUCAUGCAUGCAAUGGGCAUGUUCAGCUCUGUAUUUUGCGGGGAAUGUUUGCAACCAUGUCUCCAAGUGCCAUCUCCUCUUUGCCCACUCUGCCGCAUGCCCUUUGACCCCAAAAAGGUGGAGAAGGCCUCCAAUGUGGAGAAGCAGUUGUCCUCCUACAAGGCUCCUUGCAGAGGGUGCAGUAAGAAGGUGACCCUAGCGAAGAUGAGAUCCCACGUUUCAUCCUGCGCUAAGGUUCAAGAGCAGAUGGCCAACUGCCCAAAGUUCGCUCCUGUGGUCCCAACUUCCCAGCCCAUUCCCAGCAAUAUUCCAAACCGUUCCACUUUUGUCUGCCCUUAUUGUGGAGCCCGGAACCUGGAUCAGCAGGAGCUGGUCAAGCACUGCAUGGAUAACCACCGCAAUGACCCCAACAAAGUGGUGUGCCCUGUCUGUUCAGCGAUGCCCUGGGGGGACCCCAGCUACAAGAGCGCCAACUUCCUGCAGCAUCUCCUACACAGGCACAAGUUCUCCUAUGACACCUUUGUGGACUAUAAUAUCGAUGAAGAAGCAGCGUUGCAGGCUGCGUUGGCGCUCUCCCUCUCGGAGAACUGAAGGCGACUGCUGAGCAGCGGUGUGGAUCCUUUGCACAGGUCGCCUUUCCGCUUGGAGAGGUGUGACACUUGUUAAUCCCUCUGCAUUCCCUAGAGAUUAGGCAACCCAUCUCUGGUUAAAUCGCACCUUGUUUAAUAAGGUGGAAUCUUUCGUUGCACAAUGAAAUGGUGAGCGAGCAUGAUCUGGUGAGAGUGACACCUGCUGGAUGGGAAGAGGCAAAGGCGACCUUACCAAAUGUUUGUUUUUUCCAAUUGGGCAUUUCAUAUCCAUAUACGGAGUAUAUAUCUCUAUCUAUUUAUUAUUAGAUGCUUUUUGGCACCGUUGCUCCUCUUAUUUGUUGCGGUUAAUGGGUACAUAAAACAAUGAUGCAUUUUAUGUGAAAUGCCCUAGUUUUCAAUUCUUAUCCAUGGGUUUUUUUUAAAGCGUUGAGCGUUUUUUAACCUCGUAAGAGUAUUUAUUGAGAUGUUGGUCCUCCACCCUCCCGAGGGCAUGAGCCGUCUGUUGCUCAGCUCUAUUGCUGCUGCUCACGGAAGGCCAGAAGCAACGAAGCGCAUUGGGCUAAAUCUGGGAGUGAAUCUGCUGCGCUCAGAUACUGCGAUGACAGGUCUAUUGAAAAGAGCUAGGUAGAAAUGGGAAGGAAUCCUGACCUGUCCUGCCACUGGCUUUCUUUCACCUUCCUCAUUUUGUACUGGCUUUUGUGAUACUAGACUUCUUGCAUUUUUUCUACAUUAAUCGGUGUGGGACCUUUUCACGUUUUAUAAAGCAAAACAAAGCAGUUACUCUUCAUAUCGCAAUAUUUGUGUUUGACUAGGAACAAUAGUAUUUUUAUGGAACCUUAGUAAGAAAAAAGUUAUAUUUUUUAAACACAUGCUGUGGAUUCAAGAACUGGGGUGGGGUGGGGAACUGCUGGAACCUGGAAUUGAGAGGGGGCUCUUUUCCAUUUGCACCUGAGCAACAGAAAGGUUGCAUUGUUUCAUAUUUAUUUUUGGGGGUCAAUUUUUAUUUUUUAUUUUAUUUUAUUUUUCAAAUAAAGAUGCUGAUGUGCAGCCAUGCUGGGUCAGACAUGUGACCCAAGCAUGGGAGGGCGGUACUCGGAGUUACUCACCAGGCAUUAACGAGGGUGUUGGUCAAUGGAUCAAGUCCACUUCUGAAAGAAAAUAAAAACUGUGAAUAAGCUACAAGCUGUGUGUGUCUCCAAGAUGCAACGCCCUGCGAGUUGUUCAGCAGAGGGGGUGUUCUCUGGGGCAACAGCCCCAUUAGCAUUAGCAUAGCAAGGAGUGGGCCAGUUAGCGUCUUGACUCCAGGCUGUUCGUUCGCUUCUGUCGGCAUGGACGGGCUCUUUGGCUGGGAUUGUGAGGGGGCUGAUCUGGUCCUAGCUUGGCAGAGCUCAGUUCAGCAGUGGUCUGGUGUUUGGAAGCACAUGCCGUACAGUGUGACAAGCAGGCUGCCUUCCACUAUUGGUACUAACUUUAGGUCUCUUAAGUCCAUGAGUGCUAAUGUGUGUGAAUAUGGCGUCUAUAGUGUGCAAAUCCAGCCUCGGGCUGUGGCAUGGAAACUGCAGUUAGGGACUCAGAUUCUAGUCACCUGUGGAGAAGGAAACCGAUGCUCCUCAGCAGCCAUCCAGAGGUUGGUUGGGUCUCCGUGAUCCCGGGGUAAAGAUUCAGGAGCUCACCGGGAGUGACACCAGUAGGAUAAUUUAUAAUAAACGUUGCGCCCCAGAUUUUUUUUUCUGUUACAACUAAUUUUACAGCAUUAAAUCGUGUAAGGACAUGACUGCAAAACUCUCCAUUGGUGUGGAGUUAAACCCAGCAUCUGGUGCUGGCCCUGGCUGAGACAGGACACAACUCAACGGGCCCUUUGUCUGAGGGCGUGGCAGGCCCUGAAAUCAGGUAGAGAUCUGUUUGUAACCGACCAGGUGGCUGAAACUUUGGCCUAGCUGCAUGCAUUCUUCCAGGGGGCCAGGAGGCUGGCUGGGCAUGCUCAGUUCCAGGCUCUUGCUGUAGUGUAGAAUCAGACCAGCUUAGUCUUUCUGCACUGUGAAGAUCACUUCGUCGUUCGCUCCUCGGCCGCUGCGGGCGCCUCUCUGGGGAUAGGGCAGAUCUGACCAAAGGUUUGGGCUGAGCCUGUUUUUAAGGGAGUUGAAAUUCAUUUUGGAAUAGUAUGGCUAGCAAAGAAUGCUGGGAAACAGACUGACUGGAGCAAGGUGCUCUCUCCCUGGCAGGGAGACGUGUCUCUUCAGUUAACUUGUCCAGCCAGCGCAAUUAGGAAGGAAGUGCUGGGAGUUUUGACAGUGCAUUUCCCUGUCUAGUUUUUGCCCAAGUCUGUCACUUAAACGUCAUUGGUGACAUUGCGUUGACUGUCGUUCAGUGGGUCUGCGUAGCACUGGUUUAAACCACCUCCUUGUACUGACUUGAGCCCUGACGUUCCCCACCUUAGAUGCCAAGCCUCAGACUGAUGCUGCACACAGCCACUUUCUUCCCAGCCAAGGAGAACUGGCUGCUUGUCAGUGGGCCAGUUUCCAUCCUUAACUGACCUCUGGGAUCCCCAUUGCUGGAUCCUCCUUUCUGUAGGGACUGGACAUCCUACUCCACAGCACAAAACAAACAAAACAAAGUUCCUGGCUGGUAUCCACCAGCCCCUCUGUUGAUGAGCUCUGUGGAAGAGCCCUGUGGGAGGCAGGGCAAAAUCCAUCUAGGACCAUUUCAUUUCCCGUCUGCUAAGAGACAUCCUGUAGCCUCCCUAGCUAUAAACACAAAACGGGUAAAUCACGUACAGUCCUGCUUAGCAAGCUGGAACCCAGCACCUGCCUUUUCUAGGGAGCUGGGAGCUUUUCUCCUCCAGUGCCCUGGGAGGGGCAGUCCUGGUUAGGAACACAGCCCAGCAAUACAUACCUUGUCCACUCACAACCUGUUGUGAAAUGUGAAGGGGCAGGAUUCAUCAGGUGCUGCGAUUCGCUCAUCCCAGAGGUGUUUGGGUGACGCUGCACUUUCACAUUCAGGGUGUUUCAAGCCAGAAGAGGCCACUAGAACCUCUAGUCUGACCUAUGAAACGCAGGCCAUUAAACUUGUCCAAGCAUGAGGUGUUGGGUGGCUGGUGGCCAUGUGUUGGCCUCUUGGAAGGGGACCUUUCCUCCAUCUAUCUCGCUGUUCUUUAGCCGUUUUUGCUUUCUGGCUCCAUGCCUGGUUCCUGUCCCUUCCCGUCACAGUUAAAAUUGGUCUCAUCACUGGAUCGCUUUUUUGUUCUCUCUUUGCUCUUUUAUCCUGUGACCUUUGUUAUUUGCCACCCGACCUAUCUUGAGUCCUUCCACCUGCAGCAGUGCAGGAAGCUACCCUAUAACCCCACCCAAGGGAACGAGCAUUGCAGCUUGCUGACCUGCCUGCUCUUGGUCUCCCAAUAUGGACACAUUCUGCUACUAAAGUCCCUGGCUUAUGGUGGUCUAAUCUCUAGCACACUGGCUGAAGGCUGGCUGAUGCUGUGGUACCUUGCAGAGGGAUCUUCAUCUCCAAACCCUUAUUUAUCACCCUUCGACCUUUGCUCUAGCCCGCAUGGUGAAACCUUUCUCCAGAAGAGCUGAGUGGCUCUGCUUGCCGCUGGUUUUGCCCACUGACUCUUUUUUCCUUUGUUGCAAAGCAGCUGCCAUCUCCCAGCAUGCUAGAACGCCACCUACUUUGCACCUCACUUUGAUAGUCAGGGACCAAUUGGCAGGCACCUAGCACUGGUGCAUUCCCUCUUAGGGAUGGGGUGCUCUGUUGGAUGAAAGUACCACUUCGCACUGAUGCCUGUGGACUCUCAGGGGGUGCAUGGCAUCUAGCUAAUCUCCUGGAGUUUGGGAGCUGGCUUGUGCAGGCCUUCCUUUCAGCAUUGCUCUGGCUGCGAGAUACUCACCAUCUGGCACCGCGCCGUUGCUGCGAGCAGGUCCACGGCCAUGAUAUUUUAAACAUCUCAGUAGCCGCUUCGUUCCAAGCUUGAAGCUUAGUUUGUAAGUGGGUUACCCAUCAACGUAGCUGAAUGCAAUUGCUUACGGCAAACCCAGGGACUGAUGGAAACUGCUCCCACUCACUGCCUUUGAAUGUAAGAUGAGAUCGGACAGGGAAAUUCCACAGUACGGUGCUGUUAACCUUGCAUGUUUUGCUUCGCUUAGUUGGGAUGGGUUGGGGAAGGAGGUUUUGUCUGUCUAGCCUUAAAACCCAGCCAUCUGCCAGCAGGCUGUUUUGUCCUGGGUUUGAAUGUGUACUGCUGUGCGUGGAACGUAAAGAGGGCAGCGGAAAUAUAAUCCAGAAGGUUUUCCUUCUCAAAUGAGAGCCUUCUACCUUUCACAGAUGUCAGAUCUCAUCUGUUCCCAUUUCUCUUCCAGCAGCAUUAAGCUGCAGAGCUUACAUACCUUUAAAGUAGGUAAGCUUUAAUAAACCUACCUAACUUUUCUACUCUUUUAAUGUACUAUAUCGAAUGGGGCCAGUUUUCCACUGGCUUUCAAGGCAUGGGGAGUGGGGAGGGUGUCUGAGUCUUGUCUUAAUGUAAAUUGUGUCUAACAGAAAAUGAGUUUUGGCAGGAGGAAUAUUUUACUUAUGGCUUGAGGGUGGAUGUGCUUGAUCUCUGUUCAAAGUGGUGGUGCAGCACUGUGAAACGCAAACCUUGUGCUGGGAACAGGAACAGCAAUGAGCUGGCCAGUGUGAUGAGGAAGAAUCAGAACCCAGAAACCUUGUUAACUUUCUCUAGCCCUAUCUCACCCCAACCUGCCCGCUGACAAAUUGCCUUAACUUCUGUUCCUAGCAUGGAGUUUGUUCCUGUCUUUGUAUUGUUUGCUGUCUUGUUAUAACGAGCAGAAUCCUCUAGGGGGAGCAACAAUUACACACUUGCUAGGGGAAGCCUGUCUAAUGUACAUCUUAAGUGCUGCAUUUUGUCAUUCCACUUGAGAUGCCGUUGGAAAAAGCUGAAGCCAUGCGCAUCUUACAAUGAAAUGUGUAAAUGUCUCUGGAAUGUGUGCUGUCAUGCAAGAAAUAGUCAUGUGCUAACGUAGAAGUCUUGUUUGCCAUAGGUUCAAUUGCACUUUUGAGGCAACAGGGAUUAGUGGUUAGAGCAGGAACCUGAAAGCCAAGACACUCGAGUCUGUCUCUACUACUCCACUCACUAGCUAGGUGACCUGGGGCAAGUCGCUUAAUCUUUGUGCCUCAGUUUCCCUACCUGAGCAAUACCCACCUUAGGGAUUAUUUGGGGGGGGGGGGAUGCCCACCUCUGUAAGUGCUAGGGGAUCCUCAUAUGAAAGGUGCUAAAGAAAUGGGAAAUGUCACCUUUCAAAAUCAGCUGAGUGUCAGCAAGCACAGUUCAUUUUUCAGCUGUAUAUUCGUUCAGAUCUCUUUUCCUAAGCAAUGUGAUGAUGUUUGUAAAUCAUUCACUCUGUGCUCAGAAUAGCUGUUCGGUUCCAGCUGGCUAAUCUGGACUUGCUAAACGAGGGAACUGUGCUGGAGCAAGGCCGUCUUUCAAUGCGUGCCGGUAUGCUAUGUCGAUAUUUUCAGUGCAAAUACCCAGAGAUGCUAUUGAGUACAUGAAUGUCAAUGGCAUAUGGCUCUCAGACAUGCAGCGCACCGCAGCCUGCAAUAGAAAAGGGUUUUUUUCAUAUGGGAUAGCUUCAUGGAUGACUUUGGGUUUAUGAGGCAGCUUUCCUACCACAGGUGUCCUAAAGCUCUUCCCACUGGAGUGAGUGAAACACUGGCAGGUGCUGCAGCUGUUCUGCCCUCUGCAGUUCCCCAGAUGUUGAGGGAGAAGUUUGUCAGGAUUUUGGGGUUGUGGAAAAACUGUUCAAAGCAGAUGGGCAGCAGCCGUCAGAUAUGGGCAGAGAGGCCCUUGAUGGAAUGUCUGAGCCAAAGGUUGCUAACUGGGCACAUCAAGUCACCGUGCGUUGUUUGGCUGAAAGAGCAGCUGCCGCUUGGGAGAAUCUCCAGGGUGGGUGACUGAGGAGCUCCCUGUGCAAGCACAGCGUGUCUCAGCUAGUACUCAGCACAACGCUUAAAAGGCCUGUGUUUAAGUUCACUCAUUCCCAUUCUGGGUCCAUUUUAGCCUUUAAACAUUGAUCCGUACCGAGUCUGUUCGUUGUGAAUGUCUUUGCUUCUCACCCUGCUCACUCAAAAUCCAGGCAGGGGAGGGAGUGGGUUGGCGUUCUUCAACCACACUGAGAUCUAGGAGGUGGCUGCCUUCUAGUCCAGAAGCCAUCCUCCCGCAGGGUUGCUUCAUGUCCCACUGGGGCCUGAGAGAACUUUCAGCAGUGCCGUUGACUUUGGAUAGGACUCAGGCUCUCUUGAAAAUUUUGCUCCACAGUCCUAGUUUGAAGAGCGCAAUUUUGAGGCUUAACCAAGGUGCUUCCCUGCACCCUGUUAUCCGAGUUUUAGGCUCACACUCUAGUAAUACAGGGUUUUUCCACCUUAGUCUAUAUAGUAUCAGAAAAUAUUACAAAGCAUGUUUGCUCCUGGGUGGCUAGCUGUCCCUCCCCCACUCCCUCACCCUGAGGAACCUGCAGUCAUCCCUACAACACAUGAGCAAAGGGCAAACACUUAGCAGAGACCAGCUGCUCAGAGGAGUAUCCUGAGUUGGGAGUUAGCCAUGUGGGGCCGCCUGGGAGACAUGAACAAAACCAUAUCCUCAGUGAGCCAGGGGGGUUUCUUCCUAGCUGGUCACUGCCUUUUCCCCGGGGACAGGUACCUGGAUUUCCUGACGAUGAUGGUACCUCCUUGCAAUAUAUGCUCUCUCCAGGGAGAAAGGAGUUGAUAUACAACCUGGGAAGGGUCUGGGUUCCCUGUUUCUGCCAGUGCAGUAUCCGGAUCACUGCCUCUGGCCUGUACUGUUGGGUCCCAUGUAUAAAGAGCUCAUGCUGCUUUGUGGGCCUGGAAGAGGGGUAGGGGUGGCAUCCUGAGCAGGUGGCUGGUGAGGACCCCUUUCUGUUGUAUAAAUACUGAAGAGCAGCAUUUAUUGGCCCAAGCUUUGCCCUGGAGAUGGGGAACGGGAAGGUGCAACAGACACUAGAGAGGCAGCAUGGCUGUGUGGAUAGACUUCUGGGGCUGAGAGUUGAGGCCUGAGUUCCAUCCCUGGCUCUGCCACAGCCAUCCUGUAUGAUCUUCAACAAGCCACUUCUCCGUGCCUCAGUUUCCCCAGCUCUAUAGCGGGGGCAAUGAUACCUGCUUUUGUAAAGCACUUUAAGGCCUAUGGAUGAAAUGCCCCAUAUAUGUGGUAAGUGGAUAUUUACUAUGCUCCCUUUGCAUCAGUUAUGUGUAAUAACAUAAACUAAAGGGGUUUACACUCAGAAUUCCACGUGUCGCAGCGAAUCACAAGACUUCUUCCCCUUGAACUCCUGAUUCUGCUGGAGGUGUGGGACUGUUGGGCCCACAGUUCUAGGUGUCGGCAGAGGAGUCCCCCCUGUUGCGUGUUCUCUGUCGGGUUUGGCAUUGGUGACGGUCAUGCUAUUCAAUGUGGUGUUGUGACUAUUUUGCAUAUGAAUAGAACUUUUAACGAGACAUACUGUUUUUUGAAGAAAAAUCAAUGAUGUAUUUGUAGCAAACCAUUUUUUCUCAAUAAAUGCAGUUUCAUCCAUU
This is a messenger RNA of Mauremys mutica (yellowpond turtle), 14454 nucleotides long. It is a transcript of the gene RNF166, whose product is annotated as ring finger protein 166. Lineage: Eukaryota; Metazoa; Chordata; Testudines; Geoemydidae. Gene Ontology annotation, biological process: protein polyubiquitination; ubiquitin-dependent protein catabolic process. The coding region runs from base 6287 to 6874 and encodes 195 amino acids. Gene Ontology annotation, molecular function: ubiquitin protein ligase activity. The transcript is spliced from 6 exons. The record is from RefSeq and is a predicted model, not a curated record.